GUUUUAUAGCUGCAUUGGAUCCCUAUAUAUGAAUUCUUUAUAUAUACUUAAUUCUAAACCCUCUCUCUUUCUUCAUAAAUUCCGUGUUGGAGGGGAAACUGUGCAGAUCGUCAAAGCAAGUUUAUAUAUUUUAAAGCAACUAGUAGUAGCAUAAUAUUAUAUGACAUCUUUGAGUAAACCAAUUACCAAGACCACUAAUGGCUUCUAAAUUAGUAAAAAUUCCAAUCCCCAAGUCUCAUCAACAUAUAUUUCCCAGAGAGUUUUGAGAGAGAGGCAAUUCAAAGUGGAGAGAAAUGAGAGGUGGGAAUGAAGAUUAUCUGCCCAGAAAGCACCCACAACAUGCCAAAACCCAAAUCAAGUUUAAGCUCAAGAUUCUUGUUCUCAUUGUGCUAACCAAUCUUCUCACUCUAUACAUCUUCACUGGCCCUAUUAACUUGACCACAACUACUUCUAACUAUGCUCACAACCUUCCUUUCUUGGGCUAUAACUCCCUCUUCCAAGAGCUUAAUUCCACCCAAAGGGAACUCAAAGCGAGCCGGUUAGAUGUCACGGAUUUGCUCGAGAAGCUCAGGUCGAGUGACCGUCUUGUUGAGGCACUCCUAUCUCAGCUAAACGUGCUCAACCGGGCCAUUAACCAAACCCCGGAUUCGAAUGUUGUGUUGAGUUACGAUGAUCUUCUUGCUGGCUUGUCAGAUGAAGCUAGGCUUUCGAUGGGUUCUCACAAGCUUCCCUUGGGGUAUGCGCCUCGAAUGGGGUCAGAUGAAGUUUAUCCCUCGGUUGGAGGGGCGUGUAUGAGGUAUAGAGAAGAGCUGGCACAGUAUAUGAGUUAUAUUGUGGGCGAGGAGUGCCCGGUGGAUGAUGUUUUCGCCCAAAAGAUGCUUCUGAGGGGCUGCGAGCCGCUUCCCAGAAGACGGUGCCACCCAAAAUCGCCCGUUGGCUAUACCGAGCCAACGCCAUUGCCCGAUAGCCUCUGGUCUACGCCCCCCGACACGAGCAUUAUAUGGGAUCCAUAUCCCUGCAAGAGCUAUAAGUGCCUCAUAGAAAGAAGGCUCAAUCCAGGGUUCUAUGACUGUAAGGACUGUUUUUACUUACAAGGCAGGGAGAAGCAUAGGUGGUUGACUGACAAUGGAGGCCUGGAUUUCGGGAUUGAUGAAGUUCUCGCUACGAAGCCAAAUGGCACGAUCCGGAUAGGCCUGGACAUCGGGGGAGGUGCAGGCACAUUUGCAGCCAGGAUGAAGGAGAGGGACAUCACCAUCAUCACUACCUCGAUGAACUUCGAUGGCCCUUUCAACAGCUUCAUCGCCUCGAGGGGGUUGCUCUCGAUGCACCUCAGCGUCUCCCAGAGGCUCCCGUUCUUCGAAAACACACUGGACAUCGUCCACUCGAUGCAUGUUUUGAACAACUGGAUCCCCCAUAAUAUGCUCGAGUUCACACUCUUCGACAUAUACCGGGUGCUGAGGCCUGGCGGGCUGCUCUGGCUCGACCAUUUCUUCUGCAUUGCGUCUCAGCUCAACGGCACUUAUGCUCCCAUGAUUGACCGGGUCGGGUUCAAGAAACUCAGGUGGCAUGCUGGGAUGAAGCUUGAUAAAGGCAAGGACAAGAAUGAAUGGUACUUCUCUGCUCUCCUGGAAAAACCAAUGACCUGAUUAAGGUUAUCUUGUAGUCCUAUGAAUAGUGAAUACCAUGUUGUAUUGCUGUAAUCUAUCCAAACCUUAGGAUAGCCAAAACUCUAUACUUUCAGUCAAUUCAGAUUUGCCAUUCAAUAAUAUAUAUGCUACUA
Messenger RNA from Ipomoea nil (Japanese morning glory), 1780 nucleotides. RefSeq lists its product as uncharacterized. The record is from RefSeq and is a predicted model, not a curated record. The coding region runs from base 294 to 1646 and encodes 450 amino acids. The transcript has a single exon. NCBI's taxonomy places the organism in Eukaryota, Viridiplantae, Streptophyta, Magnoliopsida, Solanales, Convolvulaceae. Gene Ontology annotation, molecular function: S-adenosylmethionine-dependent methyltransferase activity.